Rhizoctonia solani is the source of this 2118-nucleotide messenger RNA. Its product is annotated as gag-polypeptide of LTR copia-type. Lineage: Eukaryota; Fungi; Basidiomycota; Agaricomycetes; Cantharellales; Ceratobasidiaceae. Gene Ontology annotation, molecular function: mRNA binding; ATP binding; RNA helicase activity. Gene Ontology annotation, cellular component: catalytic step 2 spliceosome; nucleolus. The transcript is spliced from 9 exons. The record is from RefSeq and is a predicted model, not a curated record. Bases 1 to 2118 code for a protein of 705 amino acids.
AUGUCGCAGCCUGUAAAUUUAGACGAACUCGAUGCUUCAUCCAUGCGCGGCAAUAACAAUCCUGCGCCUCGCUCCUCUCAAAACAAGUCUCAGAUACUCGAAGCUACGAUGCGAAAUGUUCCUAAGCUCAAAGAGCAGAAUUACACUCAGUGGAAUAACAUGAUAACAAACUCGAUUAAAAAAGCGAAGCUUUGGGGAUAUAUUGAUGGAUCAAUCCAGGAGCCCUCUGAUUAUGAUUCUAACAACAUAGCCACAUAUUACGACGAAGCUGCGGCCGUUCGGAAUGCGAUCCUAGGGUCCUUAGAGUCUGGAGCACAGAAAUACAUAGAGGACGCAUUGGAUCCGAGAGAUGCGUGGCUUGCGCUAGAGAAGAAGUAUCUGACUGCUGAGGCAGAGGUCGACGCUGAACUGGUCGAUAUCGAGAAACAAAUUACAAACCUAAGGCCGGAGGAAGAUGAUGAUAUGAUCGAGCAUAUUGCCAAGUUUUGUCGUAUGCGAUGCCGCCUAAACGGUACUCGUUUUGCGCUCGACGACCAGGCAUGCAUCACUAUGUUAUAUUGCUCUCUACCCUCAAGUUAUCGCCAGUCUGUAUUAACCCCAGAAGGUACAGAAAUGAAGGACUUUGGCGCUCUGUGUGCUCGGUUGAGUAACCUGAGCCAGAACCCGGAGCCUGAGGCCCCUAUUGAUGAGCCCACUCCGCCUCCUGUGAAUUAUACGAGUUGGGGAGUCCCGGAAGACAUUAAGGCAUUUGGACUAACUGGCGACAAAAACCCGUUGCUUACCGAAAGGGCUGCGGUGACCUGCCGGGAUUGCUUAUUGAAGGGCCAUAAAGUGGGAACGCCUGAGUGCCCUCAAUACGAGUGGCGUAGGGAGCUGUGGGGUGCCGAGGUUGACAAAGACUUAUCAAAUACCAGUGAACUGGAGAGUAACUCUCAAGCCAAACGCCCCGUCCUAGUUGGCACUAAGCGACUGAGCUACGAGUUUUCAGAACCGGUUAAAGUUGUUUUGGGUUUCAAUGAACUUGGAUUGAAGCUGAUGAGUAGGAUAGAGCCCUCGGCAAUUCAGCAAUGCGCGAUCCUCCCUGUUAUCAAUGGCCGCAACGUGCUUGCCCAAGCACCUCCAAAGAACGGAAAAACCACUGCUCUGGCACUAUCAAUCCUACAUGUUGUCGAUCACGCUCUUCGACACAUACAGGCGAUUGUUUUUACUUCAACCAACGAAAAGGCCACCGCUUUUCAAUCAGUGAUCAGCAGAUCGGGACUUUCAUCACUGUGCUAUUCGUACCCAGAUCCUUGUGGGGACGCCAGAUUAUCUUUGGGACUUAUUAACCGAAACAUCGUGAACAUGCGUAGAAUCAGAACUAUAGCAUUGGAUGAUCUCGACAAGCUCGUAGAAGCAGGAGCCCAAGAACAAAUCCUUGAAGUAUACCGACACGUUCCGUCUCUUGCACAGGUGGUCGCUUCAACAACUACGCUUUCACCAUCUAUUGCAAACGUAGCUACCAAAUUACAGGCAGACCCUUUACGCAUCGUGGUCAACUGCGAUGUUGGGCCGUCAAUCGGGAGUCACUUUUUCGUCAAAGUUCCCGCGAACCAGAAGCCGAAUGUACUUGGUGCAUGUUUUCGAAUUUUGGGAGCAAGUGGAUUAAUGGUUUUGUGUUGUGAUUUUGACGAGAUAGCUAAAUAUGAAUGGAGCAACGAGUACCAAAACUAUUAUUGGAGAGAGGCGGCGGGAAUAAGCGAGCGUGAAAGUGUAAAAAGCAACUUUAUCGAUAAGCUGAGCGCCAUACACAGGAGAAAAAACCCCGGCUAUUAUGCAUAUGGUAAUCGUAUAUACGAUCCAGUAUCAUAUACUACCUUGGUCGCCAAUAGCGCAAUUUUGUCCACGACCGAUUUGUCGAACAUUGACACUCCUCUCAUCAACUACGACCUUCCUAAAGAUGUUUGCGAUUAUGUUGACCAGCUUGGUCAAUGGCGUGUAACUGAUUCGCGGCGAAGUCAUAUGAUUAUCAAUUUUGUUUCAGCCAAUACAGAAGAAAUAAACAUAAUUCAUGAGCUUGCGGAGGAUUAUGGUAUUCAGAUUGCCGAGUUACUAUGGGAUGGAAUUAAGCUUCAUUAG